AAUUGGUCGAUGUGGAGCCCUGUGUUUGGGGGUUUUUAGUACAGAGGGCAGCAGUUAGGUCUUCUUGUUGCGUGGGAAACCGUGGCGUGAACCUUUCUUGCUCACAUUUUCUUCAACAGGGCAAGGAGGGGUGGAAUUUAGGGUUCGCCGUUAGUAGAGCACUCCGAUUUCCUCGUCCCCGUCCCGGCCGAAUAAUACCGUCCUGCACACCUUUCCUUCCAGCUUGGUUGUGGCUUGCCGAACUCUGGGGACAUACUGGUCAGCACAUCCUGGGGAGGGAGGAGGACUCUUUACUUGAGGGGAGUAAAGACACUACUUGGGGAAGAAGGGCUCAGUCAUCCUUGAUGAGGUUCCAGGAGGAAAUCUCGUUCAUUUCGUCUCACCACCUCCUCAGCUUCCGUGCAAAGUUAAAUGUUAAAAGCGAAAGUAAUCUUAAUUAAUAGUUAAAAUUUUCUUGAGAUGUGGAGAUUUAGAGAUGUGUUAGAAAGCACAGCUUCACACAGGCUUCCAACAGAGUAAAUCUUGGAGUGUAAAAUUGUUCUCAUAUAAAUGACCUAGCAGGUGGAUGUGAUGGAUAGAAGUUGAAGCAUACAGUUGCUGUUGACCCUUCAACCCCCACAUUGGGGUUGUAAUACAAUCCUGUUGAUGCAGGAAAAUGGGGCGCAAGAGGAUAGCCACCUCCCAGGUCCCAGAGUGAAGCCAGACUUCCAGCCCUACCAGGGUUACCCCUUUGGCAACUGGUACGAGCAGCAGCACGGCUGUUACUCUCCUUCCGGCUGCAGCUGUGGUUAUGCACUGGAUGGAAAUGGACCCAGCCUUUAUUCUGCGCGUGAGACCCCUGGACACCCAGCUGAACCUUUGCUCCUACUCCAGGGAACCACAGCUCUGGCUGAAAACCCAGAUGAAGAUUCGCUAGAAGAUCCGAAUCUCCAUUUGAAUAUUGAGGAGUUAAACAAAGAAUUUAUGGAGGAAAGUGAAGAAUUCUACGACUCUCUCAUGAAUUGCCACUGGCAGCCCCUGGAUACAGUUCACUCUGAAAUCCCAGAUGAGACUCCGGAAAAGAAAGAUGUUCAUUAAGCUACCCAGAUAGCAUAUUCAUCAUAUUUUGAUUUUUGUGUUUGUUAAAAAAAAAAAAAUUCUCCCAGGAAUGUGUUGGAUUCUGUAUGUAAAUCCAGGAAUGUAUCGGAUUCCAUAUGUAAAUACAGAUUUCCAGGACUUCAGUGUGAUUGACAUGAGAGAAUGUAAUGUAAAUAAACUUGACCAGCAUAUUCA
Molecule: messenger RNA, 1272 nt
Organism: Camelus dromedarius (Arabian camel)
Lineage: Eukaryota; Metazoa; Chordata; Mammalia; Artiodactyla; Camelidae
Gene: C19H6orf52
Product: chromosome 19 C6orf52 homolog
Exons: 4
Coding region: 646-1077 (143 amino acids)
Biological process (GO): selenocysteine incorporation
Cellular component (GO): nucleus
Molecular function (GO): tRNA binding
Source: RefSeq, a predicted model, not a curated record